Molecule: messenger RNA, 1386 nt
Organism: Orycteropus afer afer
Lineage: Eukaryota; Metazoa; Chordata; Mammalia; Tubulidentata; Orycteropodidae
Source: RefSeq, a predicted model, not a curated record
AUGCACAGCUCCCACAGCCUCCUGCUGUUUCUGCUGCUGCUGCUGCUGCUGGCCACCGCAGGCCCUGCUGGAGCCCUCACGGAAGAAGAGAAACGUUUGACGGUAGAGGCACACAACUUCUACCGUGCCCAGACUAACCCACCGGCCGCGAACAUGCUGAAGAUGUUGUGGGACGAGGACCUGGCCAUCUUUGCCAAGGGCUAUGCAAAGCAAUGCAUAUGGGCCCACAACCCUAAUCGUGGGUGGCGCGGUGAGAACCUAUUCGCCAUCACGGGCGAUAGCAUGGACGUGCAGAUGGCUGUGGCAGAGUGGCACCGGGAGCGUGAUUACUACAACUUCUCCACGGGUACCUGCCAACCUGGACAGAUGUGCGGACACUACACACAGGUGGUCUGGGCCAAGUCAGAUCGGAUAGGCUGUGACUCUCACUUGUGUACUAAGCUCCAGAACGUUGAUGAUUCCAAUGUCCACUUUCUAGUCUGCAACUAUGCGCCCCCGGGAAACGUGCGGAGGCAGAAGCUCUACGAGGUGGGGCCACCAUGCUCCGCGUGCCCCAAGGGCUACCAUUGUGAGCAGAACCUCUGUGAACCCAUCACAGGUCCGGAAGAGCCUCAGGAUUUGCCUUGCCUGGUGACUGAGGCCCAGACCUCCCUGGCAACUGAAGCCUUAGGCUCUAGUAAAACUGAUGCCCCUUCUUCCCUAACAACUGAGGCUCCAUUCUUCUUGGUAACAGAGAUCCCAGCUUCCCUACCAACCAAGGCUCUGCCUACUGUACAAACAGAGACCCGAUCUUCCUUAACAACGAAAGAUUCCCUCUCUAUAGCAGCAGAGUCCCCACUUUCUUUAACUGAAGUUCCUUCCUUUCUGGCAACUCACAGCCUGUUCUCCUUGGAUAAAAGGCCAAUUACCUCCCCCAAAUCCACCUAUGCACCCCUCCCUGAGUUAGCAGACAAAACGAGCAAGAGAAGCACUCCCACUAUGAGUUCAGAGAUAUCUUUGGACCCCAAGAUGUCCCUGACAAGGAAACAGAAGCCCCUAUCCCAUGCCCAGGAGAAGGUUGAGGCAAGAGGUCCCCAUGAGUUGCCUCUUCCCGGUGAGGUCUUAGCCUCAGUUUUACCAGCCCAAGAUGAGCCAGAUGAGCUGCAGACCACACUUGUCCACAUGGGGCACACCACCUCCAGGUCCCUGCCCAACUCCCCCAACACCUCUGCCACUGCUAAUGCUAUAGGGGGGCGUACCUCAGCCCUGCAGUCAUCCUUGCCAGCUGCAGAUCUGCCUGGAGAGUCUGUCACCGAGUCAGGCCUGAACCCGAACCCAAAUUGUGUCUGGAAUCCCCUCCUGAGAUUGCUGGUACUGCUUCCCCUGGUGGUGUCUGGACUCUUCUGA